GAUUAAGUUUUCUCCACGAAAAUGAUCUCUCUUAACCCUUUAUGACCAAACCAAGACAAAACGCAUUCAUUCCUUCUCCCAUUCACCCCAAUUUACCACCCAUCUUCAAGAAGAAGACAAUAGAGAGUUGAACCCUAAACCUAACUUCAAUGGAGAAGAGAUUUCGGAAACACCCAGUAAUUUGUGAAGAUGGACAAAUCAGUUGUAUGAUUGGUUUGAUCAGUAUGCUUGAUUUCCGCCAACGUCGACUGAAUCAAGGGCUGAUUUCAAACGAGAAGCACGUGAAUCAAAACGAUAGUUUAAUGGUUACUCAGAAGAGAAGUGUGAAGGCACUUAUGGAAGAAGAGAUAUCUUCAGAGAAUGAAUCAUUUUCAAGAAGUAUUCGUUAUGGAGCUCAUGAUGAUUACCCUGUUUUUCAAUGUUCAGACAUGGAAAGAACUAGUCAUAAUUCUGAUCAGAAAUGUCUUAAACCAUUGGAUGUUCUGAAAAUGAACAAAGAAUUGUGUCUGAAAUUGAUACAAGAUGGAAACUCGCCUUCUUCGGUGAGAAAUACUAAGAAUUCGCAGGCGGAAACGGGAUGUGGGUUCGAUAGUAGUAAGAUUACUUACGACAGUCUCUUGAAAAAGAUUAAGAAUAAACACGGAGAUCGGUCAAGAACAAGAGAAUGCACUGUGGUGGUUCUGAAGCCUGAGUCUAGAAAAGUGCCUGUUUCAGAAGAUGUAUCCUGCAACUGCUCUAUCAACUCUUGUAAACCGGUUCCAAUUUCCUUGAAAAACGUCAAGAAGAAGAAGACUAAUCAGCCAUUGGAGCAAAUUCAUGUAGAGAAGAAGAAGACAGAAGAAGACUCCAGCCAAUUUGACAUAGUUUUGGAAGCCAAAAAGCAUAUGUCUAAGAGACUAAACAAUUUAGUUCAAGAUGGGGAUGUUUUUUCCAGCCAAGAACCGCCAAGAACGUUGGGAAGGAUACUAUCUUUGCCAAAACUCGCCCCUGAAAAUUCAAAGACACCUGCUGUUGCGUUGAAGAUGAAGAUGAAGCUUAAAGAUGAUCAAUCACAAUUGUUCCAAGAAACUCCUCGAAGAAAAUCAACAAAUGGAAUGGAGAAACCAGUAUCUGAAGAAUGGACGAGUCCAGUGUCUGUUCUCGAGCCAUUCUUCAUCGAUAAUCUCAGCAGCCCGUCUACUCCUGGAUCACAAUGGGGUAACUCUUCAAUGCAUCUACAGCCUCAUCGCCUUGACUUCGAAGAAUACUCCACAAUCCUUUCUUCUCCAGAUUUAGCUUGUUUGGAUGACUCCGACACGAUCUCCAACUACGUGAAAUCAGUGCUGCAAUCUCGACCCAUGAACUGGAAUGACAUCUUUUUGAAGUUUGAUCAAAAUUCAUUCGACGAACCCUUCUUCGAUGAAAUGGAACUAUGUAAGGUUGAUUCUUAUUGGCAACACAAGCUCCUUUUCGACUGCACGAACGAAGCAUUCUUGGACGUGUGUCGAUCCCAUUUAGGGUUCAGCUCAUCUAAUCUAGUAGUAUGGAACAAAUUAGAUUUGUUUAAUGAGAUAAACAAAAGAGUAAACAAACAGUUUGUUCCUCGGCCAAUGUCAAGAACUUUGCAAGAUAUUGUUGGGGAAGACUUGAUGGAUAAUACGUGGAAAUGGAUGGAUCUUCGAAUAGAAGUUGAGGAUAUCGCGAUUCAGGUGGUGGAAUUCAUUAUUGCUGUUGACUUGAUACCCGAUACAAUAACUGAGUUUUUUCAUUUGAAUUUUUAAACUUAUUUUUGGCUUGUAUUAUUGUUAAUUGAAGUAUUUAUUAUCUAAGACAUAUGUAUGUAUAGCAUACAGUUUCUUAAUUUUU
Impatiens glandulifera is the source of this 1845-nucleotide messenger RNA. RefSeq lists its product as uncharacterized. The coding region runs from base 150 to 1760 and encodes 536 amino acids. The transcript is spliced from 5 exons. The record is from RefSeq and is a predicted model, not a curated record. NCBI's taxonomy places the organism in Eukaryota, Viridiplantae, Streptophyta, Magnoliopsida, Ericales, Balsaminaceae.